AUGCAAUGCAGAUUGAAGGCAAUAUAUCAACUGGGUGACUCGGUUUCGGAUACCGGAAAUUUGGCUCGUUUAGCCCCUUCUAUGACCUGUAAUAAGCCCCCUUUUGGGCAAAGUUUCUUCAAAGCGACAGGCAGAUGCUCUAAUGGAAUGCUCAUAAUUGAUUACGUUGCUCAAGCAGCUGGUCUUCCCUUUCUUGAACCCUAUAUGAAGAAAGAAGCCACUCCCCGUAAUGGAGUGAAUUUUGCCACGGCUGGGGCUACUGCUUUGCCUUCGAAUGUUCGUGUACAUUCCUUGAGUGAACAACUAGUUUGGUUGUCCACAUAUUUCAAUGGAAGCAAUGCAGAUCGUUUUAAGAAGCUUGAGAGGGCUUUGUUCAUAGUGGGAGAAAUUGGACUAAAUGACUACAUUGCUUCCCUGAAUGUGAAAAGAAUUGAGGAUAUAAGGCAUAACAUGGUUCCAGAAAUAGUCCAAGCCACCAUGGAUGCUGUUAAAAUGGUCAUUGGUUAUGGUGCUAGGGCAGUGGUAGUCCCAGGACAAUCCCCAAUGGGGUGUUUGCCAAUGCUCCUUUCGCGUUUACGCACUAAUGAUACAGCAUCGUACGAUGAGUUUCAAUGCCUAAUGGGGUUGAAUAGUAUUUCAAAGUCUCACAAUCACCUUCUGAAACAAGCCAUUGAAGCCUUGAAAAAGGAGUACCCCAAUGUUUCCUUCAUAUACAGUGAUUAUUAUGAUGCUUUCACAUGGUUACUUCGUAAUGCACAUCAGCUAGGGUUUGAUGCUACGGACAAGUCAUGUUGCGGUGGUGAGGACAGAGCCUGUGGAGCUCCUAAUGCACCAGUUUGUGGUAAUCCGGAUAGGAGAAUUAGUUGGGAUGGUGUUCAUAUGACGCAAAAGGCUAACAAGUAUAUGGCACAAUGGGUCAUCCGAGACAUCUUCUCCAACCUUAAUUGCACUACAUUUGAUUUCAAAUUAUUUUUUAAGCAUAAAAGAUCAUAUAUUAGUGAUUUCAGGCCGUUGGAUAAAAGAUCAUAG
Molecule: messenger RNA, 1029 nt
Organism: Prunus dulcis (almond)
Lineage: Eukaryota; Viridiplantae; Streptophyta; Magnoliopsida; Rosales; Rosaceae
Product: acetylajmalan esterase-like
Exons: 5
Coding region: 1-1029 (342 amino acids)
Molecular function (GO): hydrolase activity, acting on ester bonds
Source: RefSeq, a predicted model, not a curated record